Molecule: messenger RNA, 1944 nt
Organism: Apodemus sylvaticus (European woodmouse)
Lineage: Eukaryota; Metazoa; Chordata; Mammalia; Rodentia; Muridae
Product: zinc finger protein 431-like
Exons: 8
Biological process (GO): regulation of DNA-templated transcription
Source: RefSeq, a predicted model, not a curated record
AUGGUAGAAAUUGAAAAAUACAUUCGGGCUGGUGAUAUGGCUCAGCAGAUGAAGGUAUGCGGAGAGGUGGCAGGAGAAGGCAGGACUUCCUGGGAUAUCAGGCUGCUGAGUGAAACUUGGCUUGGUGCAGAGGGCUCAGAGAUCAGGCAUCUGUUUUCCAAGGACAUGGAUGAUUUCUCUGUGGAAAACAACAUGGACUCUCAGCUCUCAAUCUUGGACAUCGAUACCCUGCCCCCACAGGUUCACGCCCAUAGGGAGGAGCCCCAGCUGAUGGCCACGCCCCCACCACAGCAUCCCUGCAUCUAUUUCCCCUGGGAGCUCAGCUCUGCUGAGGUGGGCGGGGCCCAAGGCCAGAUGGCAGGGCGUUGGCAGGAUGAAGUGACUUUUGAUGAUGUGCAUGUGAAAUUCACUGAGGAGGAGUGGAAUUUGCUGGAUCCUUCCCAGAAGAGUCUCUAUAAAAAUGUGAUGUUGGAAACCUACCUGAACCUCAAAGCUAUAGGCUAUAAUUGUGAAAAGUGUCAUCUUGAAGAACAUUGUCAAAAUAAUAGAAGUCAUGAAAGGCAUGUAAGAAGAUAUACUGGAGUGAAACCCUAUGAGUGUAAUAUAUGUGGUAAAGCCUUUACAAGAUGCAGAAAUCUCCAAUAUCAUAAAUCAACACAUACUGGAGAGAAUCCUUAUGUAUGCAAUCAAUGUGGGAAAACCUUUGCAUGUCACAGUACUUUCCAAUAUCAUAAAGUAACACAUACUGGAGAGAAACCUUAUGAAUGUAAUCAAUGUGGUAAAGCCUUUGCACGGCACAGUGUUCUCCAAUAUCAUAAAAGAACACAUACUGGAGAGAAACCAUAUGAAUGUAAUCAAUGUGGUAAAGCCUUUUCACAGCGCAGUCAUCUCCAAUAUCAUAAAAGAACACAUACUGGAGAGAAACCUUAUGAAUGUAAACAAUGUGGUAAAACAUUUGCAUGUCACAGUUCUCUCCAAUAUCAUAAAAGAACACAUACCGGAGAGAAACCUUAUGAAUGUAAUCAAUGUGGUAAAGCCUUUGCAAGACCCAGUGAUCUCCAAAGACAUAAAAGAACACAUACUGGAGAGAAACCUUAUGAAUGUAAUCAAUGUGGUAAAGCCUUUGCAAGACCCAGUCAUCUCCAAGUGCAUGUAAGAAGUCAUACUGGAGAGAAGCCAUAUGAAUGUAAUCAAUGUGGUAAAGUCUUAGCAAAUCUCAGUAAUCUACAAAGACAUAAAAGGAUACAUACUGGAGAGAAACCUUAUGAAUGUAAUCAAUGUGGUAGAGCCUUUGCAAGGCUGAGUUAUCUCCAAUGUCAUAAAAUAACACAUACUGGAGAGAAACCUUAUGAAUGUAAUCAAUGUGGUAAAGCCUUUGCAAGACUGAGUUAUCUCCAAUGUCAUAAAUUAACACAUACUGGAGAGAAACCUUAUGAAUGUAAUCAAUGUGAUAAAGCCUUUGCACAGCACAGUACUUUGCAAUAUCAUAAAAGGAAACAUACUGGAGAGAAACCUUAUGUAUGUAAUCAAUGUGAUAGAACCUUUGCAACAACCAGUCAUCUUAAAUAUCAUAAAAGAACACAUACUGGAGAGAAACCUUAUGCAUGCAAUCAAUGUGGUAAAGCCUUUUCAGGUCACAGUAGUCUGCAAACACAUAAAAGAACACAUACUGGAGAGAAACCUUAUGAAUGUGAUCAAUGUGAUAGAACCUUUACACAGCACAGUCAUCUCCAAUAUCAUAAAAGAACACAUACUGGAGAGAAACCUUAUGCAUGUAAUCAAUGUGGUAAAGCCUUUUCAGGUCACAGUAGUCUCCAAAUACAUAAAAAAACACAUACUGGAGAGAAACCUUAUGAAUGUAAUCAAUGUGGUAAAGCCUUUUCACAUUUGAGUAGUCUCCAAAGACAUAAAAGAACGCAUACUGGAGAGAAACCUUAUGAAUGU